Molecule: messenger RNA, 4109 nt
Organism: Glossina fuscipes
Lineage: Eukaryota; Metazoa; Arthropoda; Insecta; Diptera; Glossinidae
Gene: bab2
Product: protein bric-a-brac 2
Exons: 5
Coding region: 589-3741 (1050 amino acids)
Biological process (GO): regulation of transcription by RNA polymerase II
Cellular component (GO): nucleus
Molecular function (GO): DNA binding; protein binding
Source: RefSeq, a predicted model, not a curated record
AUUAAAUGAAAUGAAAAAUAAAACAAAAAAUGUAAUAAUAAUAAAAAUAAUAAUAAAAAAAAAAAACUGAAUAAUGUGUAUGCAAACAUAAAUUGAAUGUAGGAACAUUUAAUAUUUAUAAAUGUAGUAUUCCGUGUAAAAUCGAUUUUCAUGUAAAAGUCGUAGAAAACUUUGUAUUUUACUGCAAAAUCAGCAACUCAGAGCAUCAGCAGCAGCUACACACAUAAAUUGUAAUUUAUUAAUUUAUAGCACUACUCCGGCGUAUAAACUUCUUCUGUUUUUGCCUUCGCCUUUGCCUUUGCCGUUGCUGUUGCCGUUGCCGUUGCCGUUGCCUUCCUCGCUGUAUGCCACGUUAUGAACAAAACAACAGCACAACGUGCUUCUCAUUUCAUCAGCGUCGCACAGUAAAAAACUUUGCCCAUUACUGCUGCACUGGCACAAAACGUACAAAGUCUUUUUAUUUGAACAUUCAAGGCCUAGAGAGACGAACGGUACACGAUAGAGAAACAGAGAAAGAAAUACGUCAGUAAGAGUAACCGUUGAAAACUCGGUACAUAAUAUUGAUUUACAGUUAAUAUUCAAUUGAAAAUGAAUUUAACGAAAAACAUAAUGGAUUUUACUGUACGUGCGCGAGGUACUGAUCUUGUAGGCUUAGAAGCUUCCGAUGAAGUUUGUGCAACAAAUCAUGACUCAACAAUCACACCAAAUUCCGAAGCACAUGUUGAAUUUGUGGCACCGGCUGGAGUCGAACUUUCGCGAAAAACCACAAAUUGGGAAAGAGAAAAACUUCGAAAUCCUUCUACGCCAGAAUUAUUAGAAAAUAUGGAUAAAUCGAUAAUAAAAGCGAGUACCAAUUGCGAUUUAACUCCACCGCCCAGGCCGCUGACAUCAAGUGAGGUUGUGGGUUUUACAAGCGCUUUUGAGGAUCCCGAUAUCAAUGUGGAAGCGACGUUAGCUCUUAAAAAGUCUCGAUCUUUACCAGCUUCACCCAAUCAUUUAGGAAAUGUUCGUUUGACGCCACUAUUUGCUUUUACUUCACGGAAAACUUUUGAACCUCCCAAAAUAGCUGAAACAUACGCGAUCAAUAAGGAGCCAAGAACUAUUAAGCAACAUUUUGAGACUGACAAACGCAACAAUCAACAAUUUUGCUUGCGUUGGAAUAAUUAUCAAAACAAUCUAACAAAUGUUUUCGAUGAGCUGUUGCAAAAUGAGUCUUUCGUUGAUGUUACAUUGGCAUGUGAAGGUCAAUCGAUAAAAGCCCACAAGGUAGUCUUAUCAGCCUGCUCUCCAUAUUUUCAAAGGUUAUUUUAUGAUAAUCCAUGCCAACAUCCAAUUGUGAUUAUGCGUGAUGUUCGGUGGCAAGAAUUAAAGGCUUUAAUGGAGUUCAUGUAUAAAGGAGAAAUUAACGUUAGCCAAGAUCAGAUAAAUCCUUUGCUUAAAGUCGCUGAGAUGUUGAAAAUUAGAGGCUUAGCCGAAGUUAAUUCUACCGGCACGGCAGCAGCGCAUCCCAUGGUCUUAGAACAGCGUAUGGCGGUGUAUGAAAGCGAUGAGGAAAAGCCCAUUGAAAAUGAUGAACCUUAUGCAGACGGAGAAGAUAUAAUUAACAGACAAAAAGCGAAACGGCCAAGAAUAAAUGAUACGAAAAAAAUCCGUUCAAAAUUGGAUAUAAAUUUUGCACCGAAUCGAACAAGGAAACGUUCGCGAGAUGGCUUACUAAUGGAUACUGAUCGUUUUUUUUCAAGUAGUUCGCAUAACGAUACUUAUGAUUAUUCAAAAUCAUCAACAGGUAAUUUUGUUGAGAAGAAUGUUCCUUCGUCGGUACCAACCGCAAUGACCACCUCAACUAUUGUGCGUAAUCCAUUUGCAUCACCAAAUCAAACAAAUCAUCAGGCAUCAGAUGUCGAUGCGAAGAAAGCUUUUUUAACAUCAUCGCUCGCUUCUUCUCAUUCUGCUGCAUCAUCGGAUGCUUCGUCAUCAUCAGUAACUUUACCAUUUCGCUCCAUGACACGAAGUUGCUCACCUUCUUUAGCUGCUGCAACCCACACAAGCAGAGAAAUUUUAGCUUUGGUUUCACCGACGGAGAGUCAAAAUUCAGCUCACAGCCGUUCUGCUGGAUCCGUGGGCAAUGCCUUGACUGAUCCAAAUCAUCCUCAUCAUCAAGCUGUCGCUGCAGCUCAACAAUUGGCCGCCCAACAUCAAUUUCAUACAGCAGCUCAAUCUCAUGCAGUUAUGGCCAGCGCAUUGGGUGUCUCAUUGGCUGCGGUUGCAGCUGGCGCAUCAUCAGCAAGUGGUAUUACAAAUAAUACUGGAAAAAUCACCACCGGUCCUCCUUCCCAUCAUGACGAUAUGGAAAUCAAACCAGAAAUCGCAGAGAUGAUACGCGAAGAAGAAAGAGCAAAAAUGAUUGAAAGCGGUCAUCCUUGGACGGCCGGCACAUCAAGUACAUCUGUCACAGACAGCUACCAAUACCAAUUGCAGUCCAUGUGGCAGAAGUGUUGGAAUACGAAUCAACAAAAUCUGGUCCAACAAUUAAGAUUUCGUGAGCGAGGCCCAUUAAAAUCAUGGCGGCCCGAGGCCAUGGCCGAGGCUAUAUUUAGCGUGCUAAAGGAAGGUUUAUCGUUAUCACAGGCCGCCCGAAAAUAUGAUAUUCCCUAUCCGACAUUUGUUUUAUACGCAAAUCGGGUCCAUAAUAUGCUGGGCCCCUCCUUAGACGGUGGCUCCGAUCCACGUCCAAAGGCUAGAGGGCGUCCUCAACGUAUUCUACUUGGCAUGUGGCCUGAUGACUUAAUACGUUCUGUUAUUAAAGCAGUUGUUUUCAGAGAUUACCGCGAAAUUAAGGAUGAAUUAGGCGGUCUCUCUUAUGUAAACGGCCAACCAAAUGUGCCUCCUCAUUUCAGCAAUCCAAAUACAAUUAUAACUAAUGGAAUGCAUAAUGCCGCGAAGCUCGCUGUGCAAAAUACGAUUUUAGCAUCCCAAGAAUCAUCGAGUCCUUUGAAUUCAAUGACAGAAAAUUUCCGUCGUCAUAUUAUUUCUCAACAGCAGCAGCAUUCUCCUGUUUCGCAGAAUAUGAAUUUGUACAAAUCUCCGGCUUAUUUACAGCGAUCAGAAAUGACAGAACAAUCGCCCGAUUUGCUCUCAAAACAAAUGAGCGAACGUAGAAGUGCAGAAAAUUUAGCAGACCUUAGCAAAUUGGGCUUAAUGAAUUUAUCUGGUUUGAAUGCUUUACCUCCGAGCGGACCAUGCCCAAAUCAAUCCAUACACCAUAAUGCGAACACCUAUACAAUCGAGCGUGAAAUGGAAUGUAGCCGCGAAAAGGAAAGAGAUCAUAAAUUGAAAGAAGCCAUUCAAGCGAGACAAUUUGGAAAUUGCUCUCGGGGUUCUGCUACUGGUGCUAGUGAUGGUCAAAAACAGCCACCUCAGUCUUGCUUCAGUACGGGACCGUCGUCGCCAUAUCCGUAUUUUAAAAAUAAAGAUCAUGCCAUACAGUACGCGUAUAAUAAAAAAUUUUUAGAAAACCUUCCACCCGGCAUCGACUUUGAAGCGAUAGCUAAUGGUUUAUUUCAAAAGUCUGCCGUUAAAAGUCCGCGCUUCGAAGAUUUAUUUUCUGGUCAAGAUGGUAAUGAGCUGUUACCUAAUAAUGAGACGGGUGUAGCUACCGCUUUCCCUUCUCAAAGAGAUAGUAAUUUAAUGCAAAUCAAGUUGGAACAACAGCAGAUCACUGAAAUGCAAAACGAAGGCUAACUAUACCGGAAAUUGACGAACUGCUAGAAGACUAAGUGCGCGUUUAUUAAUUGAUUUAAGAAAGAAGGCAAAAAUGUUUAUUCGGCUUAGGACGAAUUUUAAUACCCACCGCUGAAUCAAUCAAGUGAAAUUCCAAGAUAAAUUUCAUAUCCCUUUGCAAACUUAUUACUCUCUUCAAUCCAUAUCUGCGGCUAACCUUAUUAUGGAGGAUGACCUUCGUGGAUGUGAAACAUAUGUUGAAGUCACAAAAGGAUUCGCAAAAUCGUUAGUAUCUGGUGCUGGUGGUAGUGGUGGGUCAGCAUGAGUAUAUUAAAUGACUGCUAUUUGUCCCCACGUAAUUAAGCUCUAAGUAUAUAUAAUAAUAUAUA